Colletotrichum karsti is the source of this 843-nucleotide messenger RNA. RefSeq lists its product as uncharacterized. Gene Ontology annotation, molecular function: protein binding. The coding region runs from base 1 to 843 and encodes 280 amino acids. NCBI's taxonomy places the organism in Eukaryota, Fungi, Ascomycota, Sordariomycetes, Glomerellales, Glomerellaceae. Gene Ontology annotation, cellular component: cytoplasm. The transcript has a single exon. Gene Ontology annotation, biological process: regulation of translational initiation. The record is from RefSeq and is a predicted model, not a curated record.
AUGUCCGACGACCUCAAGGACGAAAUAGAGGUCAUAAACUCCAUCUACGGCGACGGCACCCUCACCCCGGCCCCGCCAGACUACGUCCUCGCCCUCCCCGGCGCCUCCUCCCUCACCCUCCGCCUCCCCGAGUCCUACCCGGACGUGCCCCCGCAGGUCCUCGGCACCCACAGCGCCGGCGACAACGCCCCCCGCGGAGCCGGCGCCCGCGACCUCGCCCUCUUCCGCGACGCCGUCGCCACAGCCUACCAGCCCGGCGCCGUCUGCCUCUUCGACGCGAUAGAGGAGUACCAGAGGUGGGCGGAGGCGAGCGCGGAAGCCGAGGCCGCGGCGCGGAGCCCCUCGCCGGCGGCAGAGGCGGGGUCGGAGGGGGAGGUAAACGAAGACACCUCCUCUUCGGCGGCGCCGGCGGUGCCGGACUACCUCGCGGAAGAGCCCCCGUGGGUGAUAUCGGACCCGUUCGUGGAGCUCAAGUCGGUGUUCGUGGCGCGCGCGGCGCCGGUGACGUCCCCGGAGCGGGCGGCGGCGUACGUGCAGCACCUGCUGGCGACGGACAAGAAGGCGCGGACGGCGACGCACAACAUGACGGCGUGGCGGAUCCGGGGGCCGAACGGGACGAGCUUCCAGGACUGCGACGACGACGGGGAGACGGCGGCGGGCGGGAGGCUGCUGCACCUGAUGCAGCUCAUGGACCUGUGGGACGUCAUGGUCGUGGUGACGAGGUGGUACGGCGGGCAGAAGCUGGGGCCGCGGCGGUUCGCGUUGAUUAACAGCUGUGCGAGGGACGCGUUCGUCAAGGCCGGGUGGGUGGAGGAGGCUGGGAAGAAGAAGGGCGGGAAGUGA